Molecule: messenger RNA, 2703 nt
Organism: Acipenser ruthenus (sterlet)
Lineage: Eukaryota; Metazoa; Chordata; Actinopteri; Acipenseriformes; Acipenseridae
Product: nucleolar transcription factor 1-A-like
Exons: 20
Coding region: 138-2435 (765 amino acids)
Source: RefSeq, a predicted model, not a curated record
UUAAACCAGCUACGUUAUUAUUUGUAUCCGGAUGUUAUUGUUAUCUUGGCGUUGUGUGAUACCUAUCCUGCUUGAUCGAAACAUUUCCAAGAAAAUUAAAUUAAAGUCGCCUCAGAAGUUCAGAGUUACAGGGGAGCAUGUCGGAGAGGGCUUUGGAAGGACUGCGCAUUCCGGGGGCUCAAGGAUACGUGAACUCCCAAACCGACGCUGUAGAGCAGCCUGACCUUGACUCGGAGGAGGAGGAGGAGGAGGAGGAGGAGGAGGAGCUGUCAAGAUACUUCUCAAGUAUGAAUGGAAACGGCACUCUCUCCCGGGCUGUACGCAUCAAGUGUGAGCCAGUUAUGGAAGAGUGGAGUAAGGAGGACUGUCUGACCCUGCUAGACCGGAUCCGCACCCUGCUUCCUGAUGUGGAUGCCACGAAGUACAAGACCACUGAGUCACACUUCGACUGGGAGAAGGUGUGCUUCGGGCCCUUCACUGGAGACAUGUGCAAGCAGAAGUGGCAGAAGGUCUCCACUGAGGUGAGGAAGUACCGAACCAUGACAGAACUCCUUAUCGACGCCAUUGAGUAUGUGAAGAACCCCUAUAAGGGCAAGAAACUCAAGACCCAUCCAGACUUCCCCAAGAAGCCUCUGACGCCGUACUUCCGGUUUUUCAUGGAGAAACGAGCCAAGUAUGCAAAGAUCCACCCAGAGAUGAGCAACCUGGACCUCACCAAGAUCCUGUCCAAGAAAUACAAGGAGCUGCCUGAGAAGAAGAAGUUGAAAUACAUUCAGGAUUUUCAGAGGGAGAAGGAGUCGUUUGAAAAGAACAUGGCCAGGUUCAAGGAGAAUUACCCUGAUCUGAUUGAGGAGAGGAAGAAAUCUGAUGUCCCGGAGAAGCCCAAGACCCCACAGCAGCUCUGGUACAACCAUGAGAAGAAGACAUACCUGAAGCUGCACCCUGAUGUAAGCCCGAAGGAGCUGAAGGAUGCUCUGAGGCGGCAGUGGUCUCAACUCUCCGAUAAGAAACGUCUCAAGUGGAUCAGCAAGGCGCUGGAGCUGCAGAAGGACUUUGAGACGACUAUGAGGGAGUACCACGAGGCUCACCCAGAGACCAACCAGGACGAGCACGUCAAGUCUGUCCUAACCAAGGCAGAGCGGCAGCUCAAAGACAAGUUCGACGGCCGGCCAACGAAGCCUCCUCCGAAUGGUUACUCCUUGUACUGCGCUGAGCUCAUGAUCACCAUGAAAGAUGUACCCAGCACAGAGCGCAUGGUGCUCUGCAGUAAGCAGUGGAAGAUCAUGACUCAGAAAGAGAAGGACAUGUUCCAGAAGCGAUGUGAGCAGAAAAAGAAGCAGUAUGAAAUGGACCUGCAGAGAUUCCUGGAGAGCCUGCCAGAGGAGGAGAGGGACCGGGUGCUGAUGGAGGAAAAGCUGGGGAGCUCCAGAAUGGCACUGGGAAACUCGGCCAGCCCCCUGCAAGCCAAAUCCACACCCGCCAAGAUGAAGCUGAGCGAUGUGGACCAGACACGUGCAGACCAGGAGCAGAGGGUGCAGAGCCUCCUGAAGGAGAAGCGUGACCGAAAGAAGGUGGUGCGCCUGCCAGAGACCCCCAAGACCGCCAAUGAGAUUUGGCAGCAGAGUGUCAUUGGGGACUACCUGGCCAAGUACCGGAACAAUCGGAAGAAGGCUCAGUCCGCCAUGGAGUCAGCCUGGAAAGCCAUGGAGAAGAAGGAGAAAAUUCCAUGGAUUAAAAAGGCAGCUGAGGACCAGAUGAGAUAUGAGAGAGAGCUGAUAGAGAUGAGGACCCCCCUGUCAGCCCAAACCCAGAGGAAACCCAAAUUUGACGGGGAGCCGAAGAAACCCCCCGUGAGCGGCUAUCAGAUGUUCUCCCAGGAGCUGCUGACUAACGGGGAGCUGAACCACUUCAGCCUAAAGGAGCGCAUGGUGGAGAUAGGCAAGCGCUGGCACAAGCUCAGCCAGAGCCAGAAGAACAAGUAUAAGAAGCUGGUGGAAGAGCAGCAGACGGAGUACAAGGCUGAGCUCGAGGCCUGGGUCAAGUCUCUCUCACCUCAAGAACGGGCUAAUUACAAGGAAUUCUCUGCAGUGAAGCGACGGAACUCCUCCAAGGCAGGUGGGCCAGCUGCCAAAGUGCGGGUGACAGAGAAGGGCAAGGCAACAGGUGUCCGUGCCAGAGCUCCAGGACUGGGGGCUGGGGAGGGCAAGAAAGCGGUGGCAUACAGGGCACAGGAUACAUCGGACUCUUCAGAAGAAGAGAAAUCCGACUCUUCUAAUUCAGAGGAGGACUCAUCCGGCAGCUCGGACAGUGAUGAGGAUGAAGACGAGAAUGAGGAGGAGGAGGGUGAUGACGACGAUGACAAUGAGGAUGAAGAAGAUGACCAAUCGGAAGCCAGUAGUAGCUCAUCUUCAGAGGACAGCUCGGAUUCGGAUUAACCCCUGGUGUUCCGAGGGGGUCGGGGGACUGUGCAGGACACAUUGGACCCCCACCCCCUACUCUUGGACUCUGAAAAUGUUUGGCCGCGGGCCGGCAUGCCCUCAAGGCCUGGAUUUUGAAGACUUGUUUUCUUCCAUUUCUGUUUUAAGUACAUGUGUUUGUGUGUAUUUUGUUCACUUUGUAGAUGUGCUUUAUGGAAACUUAGACUCCCAUAGCUUGGGGGGAAAAGAGAAAAAAAUAAAGAAAUAAAUACAAACCAGCCAUUGA